Messenger RNA from Oreochromis aureus, 3378 nucleotides. It is a transcript of the gene plod3, whose product is annotated as procollagen-lysine, 2-oxoglutarate 5-dioxygenase 3. The transcript is spliced from 19 exons. The coding region runs from base 140 to 2338 and encodes 732 amino acids. Lineage: Eukaryota; Metazoa; Chordata; Actinopteri; Cichliformes; Cichlidae. Gene Ontology annotation, molecular function: procollagen glucosyltransferase activity; L-ascorbic acid binding; iron ion binding. Gene Ontology annotation, biological process: peptidyl-lysine hydroxylation. The record is from RefSeq and is a predicted model, not a curated record. Gene Ontology annotation, cellular component: endoplasmic reticulum.
CAGAAAAGGUGACGAGUAUCGCGAGAGUUGAGUGCCGACUGAGCGGUGAACGUGAAGAGAGAGGGCUGGGGAGAGAGGAGAAAGAGUGGACUAAAGCUACGGCCUACAGUCUAAAGGGAGCCGUUUCCAAACAUCCAACAUGUCCUCCUGUUUUCUUCUCUGCUUGCUGUCUCUCGCCUUUUUCCAGGGCGCCGUGUGGGCCGAACAGCGGAAGCUUUCUCCAGAAAACUUGCUGGUCAUCACCGUGGCAACAGAGGAGACGGACGGCUACCUGCGCUUCAUGAGGACAGCCAGAGAGUUCAACUACACUGUGAAGGUCCUGGGUCUGGGCGAGGAGUGGAAGGGAGGCGACGUGGCUCGGACGGUGGGUGGAGGUCAGAAGGUGAGAUGGUUGAAGAAGGAGGUGCAGAAACACUCGGAAAAGACGGAGCUCGUCAUCAUGUUUGUGGACAGUUACGAUGUGAUCUUUGCAUCGGGUCCUGAGGAGCUGCUGUCCAAGUUUUCCCGUAUGGGUCACAAAGUUAUUUUCUCAGCUGAGGGUUUCUGCUGGCCUGACCAGCGCCUGGCCUCCAAAUACCCUGAGGUGCGUACUGGGAAACGCUACCUGAACUCAGGAGGGUUCAUCGGCUAUGCUCCAGAGAUCAGUGCAAUUGUCCAGCAGUGGAAGUACAAAGACAGCGAUGACGACCAACUUUUCUACACCAGGAUCUACCUGGACAAGACGCACAGGACCAAGUUUAACAUGACCCUGGAUCAUCGAUCCCGGAUCUUCCAAAACCUUAACGGAGCUGUUGAUGAGGUCGUCUUGAAAUUUGAGAGGGCAAAGGUCAGAGCAAGGAACGUCGCCUACGACACGCUUCCUGUUGUUAUCCAUGGCAACGGACCCACCAAGCUGCAGCUGAACUACCUCGGUAACUACGUCCCCACAGCAUGGACCUAUGAAACCGGCUGUGGGAUCUGCGACGAUGACGUGCUCUUCUUCAGCGAGGAUGAACAGAUGCCUCUGGUCUACGUCGCUGUUUUCAUCGAACACGCAACUCCCUUCAUGGAGGAGUUCUUGGAGCGCCUGUCCACUCUGAACUACCCAAAAACGAGGAUUCGCCUCUUCAUCCACAACAACGUCGUGUACCACGAGCGUCACAUCCAGAAGUUCUGGGAGCGUCACAGGUCUCUGUUCCCAGACGCCCGGGUUGUCGGACCAGAGGAGAACCUGAAGGAGGACGAAGCCAGAACCAUGGCUGUCGAGGUGUGUAAGAAGGAUCCAGAGUGCGACUACUACUUCAGCAUCGACUCCGAUGUGGCUUUGACGAACCCCGACAUCCUGAGGAUCCUGAUAGAGGAGAACAAGUCUGUCAUAGCACCCAUGCUGUCCAAACACGGAAAGCUGUGGAGUAACUUCUGGGGCGCUCUAAGCCCUGAAGGAUACUACUCCAGAUCUGAAGAUUACAUCGAGAUCGUCCAGGGCAAGAGGGUAGGUCUGUGGAAUGUGCCGUACAUCACUCAGGCCUACCUGAUCAAAGGCAGCAUGCUGCGGACUAAACUGUCCCAGGUGAGCCUGUAUAUGGACGAAGGGGGCAUGGACGCUGACAUGGUGUUCUGCAGGAGCAUUCGAGACCAGGGAGUCUUCAUGUAUGUGUCCAACCGUGACGAAUUUGGCCGUUUGGUGGCCUCGUCCAAUUUCAACACGUCCAGGCUCCACCCAGACAUGUGGCAGAUCUUUGACAACCCUGUGGACUGGAAGGAGAAGUAUGUCCACGAAAACUACUCCAAGAUCUUUGAAGAUGAGAAGAAGUAUGUAGAGCAGCCCUGUCCAGAUGUUUACUGGUUUCCAGCUUUCUCAGACAAAAUGUGUGACCAUAUGGUAGAAACCAUGGAAGACCAUGGCGAGUGGUCUGGUGGAACGCACAAGGAUGAGCGUCUGGCUGGCGGUUAUGAAAAUGUCCCAACUGUGGAUAUCCACAUGAACCAGAUCGGCUUUGAGAAGGAGUGGCUCAAGUUCCUCAAAGAUUAUAUUUCCCCUGUCACUGAGAAACUCUACCCUGGCUACUACCCCAGGGCUCAAGCCAUUAUGAACUUUGUGGUGCGUUACCGUCCAGAUGAGCAACCAUUAUUGCGGCCACAUCAUGACUCCUCCACCUUCACUAUCAACAUUGCCCUGAACAGGAAGGACAUUGACUACGAGGGUGGAGGUUGCAGGUUCCUGCGGUACGACUGUAAGGUGGAGUCUCCUAGGAAGGGCUGGUCCUUCAUGCACCCAGGUCGACUAACGCACUACCACGAAGGCCUGCGCGUCACCAAAGGGACCAGAUACAUCAUGGUGUCCUUUGUCGACCCCUAAACAUACAGAGCGUGUGCAUAAAAGGCUGCUGGUGUGUCUGUGUGAGCAUGAGAAGAUUAGCCAACCUCAUCAUCAUAUUCAUAAUGGAGGAAAAGACGUGAUGACCUUGAAUGCAUCAUGUUAUUAUUUCACUGUGUCCUUAUUUCAGGUGUACAUAAGAUUUGACUUAUCAUCGUUGACAUUUCAGAGUUUUCUGUUUUUACCUUAUUUUUAUUCCUAACAUUAGUGAAGCAAAUAAAAACGGGAGAUUUGUGGUCUUGAAGGCAUCGCUGUCGGACAUUUCAAAAUAAGAGUCUCAUGCUUAAAUUCAGUUGUCACCGUGCUGCCUUACGUUUUAAAUGUUAACUAAAUCUAUGCAAUCAAAACACACUCCAUGUUGUGUUUCAACAGUCAGCUGUUACACUCCAUCAAACUCUAAAAGAUUAAUGCCACCUGUUGUGCCAAGUAGAGGGUGUUACCAGUAUUAGUGAUGUGCUCGAGGGUAAAUCCACCUCAAAGACAAGUCGGCUGGAUUUGAGCAUCAAUAUUCUAGACGUGCAAAUCCUCAAUAUCAGUGAAUAUGAUACAGAGAAAAAAGAUGGGUAUAAAGAUGCUUUAAAGAAAACCAUGUGAAUUAUGUGCCAAGAAGUCUAUAUGUUUGGUAAAAGUCUGUAAAAAUAAGAUUUAAGCAAGUAGAACUCCACUUUGAGGAAUUUUUAGACUCUUAAUUUGUAAACUCUAAAGGCCUUUUAUGCAUUUCUGUUUUAUUCUUUGUCUUUUAGUCUUGUUUUUAAAAUUUAAAUUUCCUCCUUAGGUUUCCAUGGGGUAGUCAUCAUUAGGGUGUGAAGCGCUGCCUCCUCUUGCAGGAUUAUGUCUUUAUUUAAAAAAUGCUGUGAUGGUUUUGAGUCUGUUUGAGGUGCAGUGUUUCCACCCAGCCUCUGGUUUUCUUCUAUACGUGCCUGUUUAUCAAAAGUCUCUGGCUUUGUACAAACUGCAUUAAAUUAUUUGUUGAUGACUGACUGAAUAAAGUUUUGAGAUUUUAAUAAAAAAAAGAACUGUCA